Hyla sarda is the source of this 2070-nucleotide messenger RNA. It is a transcript of the gene NAP1L4, whose product is annotated as nucleosome assembly protein 1 like 4. NCBI's taxonomy places the organism in Eukaryota, Metazoa, Chordata, Amphibia, Anura, Hylidae. The record is from RefSeq and is a predicted model, not a curated record. The transcript has 14 exons. Gene Ontology annotation, molecular function: chromatin binding; histone binding. Bases 124 to 1239 code for a protein of 371 amino acids. Gene Ontology annotation, cellular component: nucleus; chromatin. Gene Ontology annotation, biological process: nucleosome assembly.
GUCUACGUCAUUGCAGAUUUAACCAAUCGGUUUCUCCGUGUUUGACCCGUGGCUGGCAGGGGCUGUGGAGCAGGAGUGUGGCGAUCUGAGGCGGCUGCAAAGCUGACAACUGCUGGAGCGUCCAUGGAAGGGAAUAAACAUGCGAGUGAUAAGAAAGAGAAACUGGCAGAUCAGAUAAUGCAGAAUCCUCAGGUCCUCGCUGCCCUUCAGGAAAGACUUGACAGCGUCUCUCAGACACCUUCAAGCUAUAUUGAAACUUUACCGAAAGCAGUAAAGAGAAGAAUCAAUGCGCUGAAGCAACUUCAGGAGAAAUGUGCACACAUAGAAGCGAAAUUCUACGAGGAGGUGCAUGAGCUGGAAAGAAAGUAUGCAGCUCUGUACCAGCCCCUGUUCGAGAAGAGGAGUCUUGUGGUUUCGGGACAGGAAGAGCCGACAGAUGCAGAGUGUGAAUGGCACAGCGGAGGGGAAGAGGAGGACAAAGACAAAUUAUCUGAAGACGUGAAAAAAAAAAUGACCAUAUCAGAAACCCCAAAUACAGAAGAUGCCAAGGGGAUCCCUGACUUCUGGCUCACAAUAUUUAGGAAUGUAGACAUGAUAAACAUAUCUUUGCAGGAAUACGACGAACCAAUAUUAAAGCACUUGCUGGAUGUAAAAGUGAAAUUCUCUGAGCCAGGGCAGCCAAUGUCUUUCACAUUAGAAUUCCACUUCGAACCCAAUGACUAUUUCACCAAUGAGGUCCUGACAAAAACCUACAAGAUGAAGUCAGAGCCGGACUCUACCGAUCCCUUUUCAUUCGAAGGCCCUGAAAUUGUGGACUGUGAGGGGUGCACUAUUGACUGGAAAAAAGGCAAGAACGUCACAGUCAAAACCAUUAAAAAGAAGCAGAAGCACAAGGGACGCGGCACCGUACGGACGAUCACAAAACAAGUUCCCAAUGAGUCUUUCUUCAACUUCUUCAGUCCAAUCAAAGCCGGAGACGGAGAAGACUUGGAUGAAGAAAUGGAGAAUUCUUUAGCGGCUGACUUUGAACUCGGCCACUUCUUCAGGGAGAGAAUAGUUCCGCGAGCCGUUCUGUAUUUCACUGGAGAAGCCAUUGAGGACGAGGACAGUUUUGAAGAGGGCGAGGAAGGAGAAGAGGAGGAAAUGGAAGGAGAAGAGGAAUGUGAGGAAGAGGAGGAUGAGCCAAAUGCUGAUAAACAGAAAGAAGCAGUCCAGCCUGCUGAGUGCAAACAGCAGUGACCGGGGACGGAUGCAUUUCUAGAGCGAAACCUUUCCAAUAUUCAGGAUUCUACCGUGCUGCAGCAGAUUUUUACGUCAAGGCUUAACUUUUUUAUGCAUGUUUUUUACUUUUUAUUUAUUUUUUUUUCCCUCCUUUUUCUUUUCCUUUCUUACCUUUUUAUCUAGAAAUCUACUGAUGUAUUCUUAGAACUCUCUUUUGGGUUUUGUUGGGUCUUCAGGUGGAGCAAAAGCACAGUCUAAGUCUACACGCUGCGUUUUGGUUUCCCUUCUUUUUUUUUUAAUUUUUUUUCUAUUUGUAUUUUUUUUUUCUUGAUAUAUGCAGCAAAUUUAGGAACUAACCAAAUGUAUAAAAAGACAAAAAAAAUAAAAAUAAACAAAUAUAUAGAUACACUGAAGUGGUGGUUGCAUCACUUUGUCAGCACUGGUCUGCAACCUGUAGCCCUCGAGGGAAGCAGCUCCUAGUGUGUGUCUUGGCAAGCUGGGAGUUGUAGUUUUCUCCUAGUUUAUCAUGGCAGACUGGGAGUUGUAGUUUUCUCCUAGUUUAUCAUGGCAGACUGGGAGUUGUAGUUUGCUCCUAGUGUGUGUUUCCGAAAUGUUAUAAUAUUCUCAAUUUCUUGUAUUUCCAGUGUGCAAUUUGAACGAGUGCCAAUAAACCAUAUAAUUCACCAUCCCUUGAUCUAAAAAAAUAAAAUUUAAAUAAAAAAUUAUAAUGAAAUAAAUUAACCACCCCACCGCAUAUACAUUUAUUUUUUUCCUUAAACUUUAUUUAAAAAAUAAUGUAAAAAAAAUCCCUUGAUCUAAAAAAAAUUAUGAGAUAAAUAAAUUUACUAC